Messenger RNA from Pseudophryne corroboree (corroboree frog), 4701 nucleotides. It is a transcript of the gene R3HDM1, whose product is annotated as R3H domain containing 1. Bases 667 to 4092 code for a protein of 1141 amino acids. The transcript has 29 exons. Gene Ontology annotation, molecular function: nucleic acid binding. The record is from RefSeq and is a predicted model, not a curated record. Lineage: Eukaryota; Metazoa; Chordata; Amphibia; Anura; Myobatrachidae.
GCGCUCCCGUCUUCGCUAUAACCACGGCGCGCCCCCGCUCUCUUUCUCGCUCUCACCCUGCUGUCGUGUGCGCGCAGCGCGUCCACGCCUCAUAUCCUCCUCCCCCCUCCGCUUCUCUCUCCCUGGACUCUCUCCCCAGUAUAUCUAUUUUUAUUUAUUUAUUUGUAAUUACCAUUUUUUAAUGAGGCGUUAGCAAACUCCUCUCCCCUUCCUUGUCUCCUUCAUCGGCCUCUCCCCCCACGCAGGAAAAUAAUUUCUUCCACUGUGGGCACCCACCUCUGUGACAGCCUGUGAGCCGCGUGAAAUUGUCAGAUCAGCAGCUGAGACCCCAGGAUCGGGUCUACAAAUGUUGUAGAACAGGCGGCAGUCUUUCCUGGGAAAGGUGGUGUUACACAGUUGUAACCUCAUAUUUUGCAGGUUGGUGCGAGAAAUGCUGCACAUGACCUCGAGCAGCGUAACGCAGCCCAGGACCUUCCACUAGUGACAGGGACAUGGGACGGCUUCUUGCACCUUCCAGAUGGUUCAUUACAACUGACAUCCUGCUUAAUCUCGGUGGGAAGGAACCUGAAAAUAUUUCUCUUUGUUACUCUGGGACAUCACAUACUUAUAACAAUAGGAUACAUCAGGUUCUGUAUAUCCUUUAAAGUUUUAAAGUGACCUUUUCCAAUGAGGAUGUCUGGUAUUGUUACUGUAAAGGACGAAUCUGAAACAAUGAAGGGGUCAGAGUCCAACCUGGGUCAGUCCGGCUCCACCGAAAACCUCCCAACUGCCGAGCUCGAGAGAACCGCAGCAGAAAAAGAAGACUGUUGUUGUGAUAACAAGCAGGAUGUCACGCGACCAGUGCAGCCUUUGGGGCAAACAGGAAAAAGGUCUAAGUCUAGUUCAAAGUUAAAGCUAGUUCGGAGCCUGGCUGUGUGUGAAGAAUCUCCCCCUCCUUCCACAGCUGAUACCCCCCUGGACACACAGGAACCAAUACCAGUCCAGCUUGUACCAUCGCCAGGAAAAGAGGAAAAACCUUUGAAAGAUGAAACUGAAAAAGAAAAAGGGAAUGAAAAGUCUUCUCGCAAAAUGCUUUCACGAGAUUCCAGCCAAGAAUAUACAGAUUCCACCGGCAUAGACCUCCAUGAAUUUUUGGUAAACACGCUGAAGAGCAACCCCAGAGAUAGAAUGAUGCUGCUUAAAUUGGAACAAGAUAUAUUAGAUUUUAUUGCUACCAAUGAAAUUCAACGAAAAAAAUUCCCACCGAUGACCUCGUAUCACAGGAUGCUCUUGCACAGAGUCGCUGCGUACUUUGGCCUUGAUCAUAAUGUGGACCAGAGUGGCAAAUCUGUCAUUGUGAAUAAAACAAGCAAUACAAGAAUCCCUGAUCAGAAAUUUGAGGAACAUAUCAAGGAUGAAAAGAGCGUUGAUUUCCAGAAGCGCUACAUUCUCAAAAGAGAUAACUCUAGUUUAGAUAAGGAUGAUAAUCAGAUGAGGAUGAGAUUGAAGGAUGACAGGAGAAGCAAGUCCAUUGAGGAGCGGGAAGAGGAAUACCAGAGAGCUCGUGAGCGAAUUUUUGCGCAAGAAUCUCAGGAGAACUUCAUCACUGAUAAAAGAAUUCAAGAGGAAGAGUCUAAUAUUACACAGCAAAGACGCCAGAUAUUUAGGAUCAAUAAAGACGCUUCAGGUAGAUCAGGAAACAGCCUCUACAGCAGUACUGAGAAUGAUGUGAAGUAUAAUGAGCCUCGACCGUGGAGCAGUACGGACUCCGACAGCUCCAUCCGAAACCUGAAGCCCGCUGUCACCAAAGCUAGCAGCUUCAGUGGGAUUUCGGUUUUGACACGAGGGGAUAGCUCUGGAAGCAGCAAAAGCACAGGCAGGCUUUCCAAAGCAGGUUCUGAGUCUUCUAGUAGUGUAGGGUCGUCCACUGGUUCCCUGUCACACACCCAGCAGCCUCUUCCAGUAACCGCUAUAAACCAGCCUUCACAUGGCGCCGCUGCCGUCUACCCACCUGUCAGCACUAGUAAUUCUCUUUCCUUUGAUGGUGGCAUAAGUGGGCAAGUGGCUCCUUCUAGCACUAGCUUCUUUUUACUUCCCUUGGAAGCCACAGGCAUUCCACCUGGCAGUAUUCUGAUCAACCCUCAAACAGGUCAGCCAUUUAUAAACCCAGACGGCACUCCAGUUGUAUAUAAUCCUCCUGUGACUCAGCAACCGGUUAGGACACAAGUGCCUGCACCCGCUCAUCCUCCUCUGCCCCCACCUCCUCCCCCCGCACCUCCACAGCAAGCUCCAAACCACAUAAUACCACAGCCUAUCCGGUCUCUGCUGUCUUCUUCGCAACCUGUUCAAUACCCAGCCGUCUCUUAUCCACCCCCGCUCCUGCAAGUCUCACCCACUCAGCAGUACACUGUGAACUCAAGGGAUGUUUUCUGCAUUGUUCCAGGAUACGGUGUAAAGUCUGCUUUUCCAGACAACCUGGGCUCUCAGUUUAGCCAUAUGAGUCUUGCCAGACAGCCAUCGGCCGAGUCGUCAGAUGCUCAUUCGACUAUGUUCCAAUCAACUGUGGUGCUUCAGCCGUCGCCGCAGUCUGGCUACAUCAUGGCUCCUCCUCCUCCACCACUCGGACAGUCUGUCCCACCACCCAACUACUCUGCCUCCAGCCAGCCUGUCAAUCCUUCGGUGCUGCAGCCACAGGGUUACAUUCAGCCCCCAUCACUCCAGCAGAUACCAACCUGCUAUUGUGCUCCCAACCAGUUUCCUCACUCGAACCAACAUUAUCGCCCAGUAACAUCGGUCCAGUUCAGUUCUCAACCAAAUCAAACACUACCACAAUCCCACCAAACAGGUUAUCCAGCGGUAAUGCCAAACCAGCAACCAAACUACCAAGGCAUGGUCAAUGUGCAGCAACCUCAGAAUCAGCCAUUGGUCAGCAGCCAACACGGCAAUAUUGCCAAUCCCAUCCACGGGGUAAUGGUGCAGUACUCCUCCGUACCCUCAUACCAGGUUCCCGUUCGGCAAGGCUCCCAAUCUGUGCCCCAACAGCCAUAUCACCAACAGGUGCUCAUCCCUAACCAGUCCAACCAGGGGCAGUUACCAACAGCAGGAAUGCCAGUUUACUACAGUGUCAUUUCCCCAGCACAGCAAAAUAAUAUGAAUUCCUCGGUGGGAUAUAUGCAGCCUGCAGGGUCUGAACAAAUGCAGUUUCCUAGGACGACCUCUCCCUGUAACUCUCAACCACUUCCAGGUCCUCCAUGUGCAGCUGUACCAACAGCACCCUCUGGUGGUGGGAUGGUAAUGAUGCAGCUUAAUUUACCGAACAACCCACCACCUCAAACACAUUCUUCACCUCAGUGGAAGCCAACUAAAUAUUAUUGUGACCACCAGAGGGCUCAUAAGACUGCAGAAUACGGCAACCUGGACCCUUCUGUGCAGCAUAGCUCAUAUCUAAGCAGUCCCAUCACAUCGCCCAAUCAGUCACCGAUUCCUGUGCAGUUAACCAACCUGAAAAACAUCCGCCCUGGGUUAUCGCCUCUUCCUCUAGUUCCACAUUUCUCCAGACCGUUUGCUCCUGGACAAGGUGAUACAAGAUAUCCGUUACUUGGUCAGCCAUUACAAUACAAUGCUCCUCAAUUAGUACAUGGACAUAUAACAAGUCAACAGGGUCAGUCUGGACACAGACAUGGAAAUAGGGGCAAAAAAACUGCCAAGAAGGCUGCUUCCACAGACCUCUCGGCGGGUGAACCGGUUAUUGGAAAAGUUUUAGAAAUCACAGAACUGCCCGAUGGAAUAAGUCGCAAAGAUGCUGAAAUGCUUUUUGGUGAACUCUUUAAAGUAGGUGCUAAAAUCCGGUGGUUUCGUGAUCCUCGUUCGCAACAAAACCUGCACCAACAUCACCAACACUAUUGUGGCGGCGGGGAGAACCACAUGAGUACUGAACAUCCCAAUCCCUCCACAGACUUGGCCUCUACUUACACCAUCGUAGCUACUUUCCCCACCGUAUCGGCUGCUCAGAAUGCACUGAAGAAACACAAUAAUUUAAUGAACAAGUUUAGACUGAGAACGAGCAGAAAGCCCUAUGACCUUCACAUCCUAGAAAGAGCAAGCUCUCAGUAGAGGAAAGCCAGAACAUUACUGGAGGGUCAGCCUUUGUCCAUCUCCAUUAAUGAUUGGCCUCUUUCAUGUGUGUGUGGGUGUGUGUGUGUGGGUGUGUGCACAUAGACACUAAAUCUUAUUAUCACGAUUUAGUAAUUGGAAGAACAUCCCCCCGGAGCCGGCAGAGAGUAAUCAAUCAGCAGGACAAACCUCCCCCCCAACCCUUUUAUAGUCUAUUUGUUUUAUAUUUAUAUUUCUGUAUUGGACCCAAAGUUCUCUUGUACAGAAAAAUAUGUUGUUCAUAAUGAAUGCCCAUGUUGGAGGAGAAAAAAAAAAGUCUGUGUUUUUUCUACUUUUCUUUUUCCAAAGCCAGCACUUUGCCAUCCACUUUGAUAGAACAGGGUGGGGAAAUUAUCGCUGCACUUAAAAAGAAAAAUAUAUAUACAUAGAUAUAUAUUAUAAUAAUAAUAGACCUAUUACUGUUUGGAAGAGAUGUCUAGUCCUUUCCCCUGUCUUUAAAGGGGAUGCUGUUUAAACUACUGAUUCUCUUCACCGUGCCCUUCUUAAGUUAUAUACAUAAAGGCUUUGUGAAAGUUCAUUGUAAAUAAAUUAUGUUUCUCAUGAAAUUCA